AUGAAAAAGAAGUAUCAAGGCUCUGCAAGAGCAAAGAGGCAGCAGCUUCAAGCUUUACGCUCGGAAUUCGAAACACUUCGAAUGAAGUCGGGAGAAUCAAUUGCAGAUUAUUUCUCUCGCGUGAUGACCAUUGUCAAUAAAAUGCGAAUUCAUGGAGGCAGGACAGAAGAAAUAACUGUCAUAGAAAAAAUUCUUCGAUCAUUAACAACAAAAUUUAACUUCGUUGUUUGUGCUAUAGAAGAAUCUAAAGAUAUAGAUGAUUUGUCACUUGAUGAAUUGCAGAGCUCAUUGGUGGUGCAUGAACAGAAGUUCAAACAGGAAGACACAUAUGAGCAAGCAUUAAAGGCUUCUACCGAUACUCGUUCCAACAAUUUUCAAGGAAGGGGUAGAGGCAGAGGUAGAGACAGAGGCAGAGGAAGGUCCUGUUGGAAGUAUUCAAGUAUGAGUUGUAAUGAAGUACCACAUUGGCUAGACCUAGACCAAGUGAUGACUAUAUAA
Gastrolobium bilobum is the source of this 498-nucleotide messenger RNA. RefSeq lists its product as uncharacterized. The coding region runs from base 1 to 498 and encodes 165 amino acids. The record is from RefSeq and is a predicted model, not a curated record. NCBI's taxonomy places the organism in Eukaryota, Viridiplantae, Streptophyta, Magnoliopsida, Fabales, Fabaceae. The transcript has a single exon.